Messenger RNA from Salpingoeca rosetta, 2945 nucleotides. RefSeq lists its product as uncharacterized. Lineage: Eukaryota; Choanoflagellata; Craspedida; Salpingoecidae. The transcript is spliced from 10 exons. The coding region runs from base 72 to 2825 and encodes 917 amino acids. Gene Ontology annotation, molecular function: RNA binding. The record is from RefSeq and is a predicted model, not a curated record. Gene Ontology annotation, biological process: mRNA processing. Gene Ontology annotation, cellular component: nucleus.
CAACAACACAACAAACAGCAGCAAAGAAGGCAAUCACAACUGCACACGAACGCUCGCAAGCAGCGGCAAAGAUGGAGGAUGAGGAUGACACGUUUGUGGUGUACGGCACGCCCGUGGAGGUGCCUGAGCCGGAGGAUGAGCCGCGCCGCGCCGUGCCCGUGCAGGACCAGGUGGUGACGGACGAGCAGGGUCGGCGACGCUUCCAUGGCGCCUUCACCGGCGGAUUCAGCGCAGGCUACUACAACACUGUCGGCUCCAAACAAGGGUGGGCUCCCUCCACGUUCCGCUCGUCGCGAAGAGACAAGGAGCGAGAGGGUGGCUUCCGGCAGGAUGUGGCGCAGUUCAUGGACGAGGAGGACAUGCAGGACUUUGGCAUUGCGCCGCGGCAGGUGCGAUCGACGCAGGAGUUUCGGCAAGGCGAUGCCAGCGCAGCAGCUGAUGAAGAGGCCACGGCCAAGCGCCGGCUGACUGAGGAAGAGUCCAGGGCCAUGCAGCACUUGACGCAGCUGGUGCAGCCGUCAUCAGAGACUGUCGGCAUCAGGCUGCUCAAACUCAUGGGCUGGCGACAUGGCCAAGGCAUAGGCGCUCGUCUGACAGCACGGCAACAAGCAAAGGCGCUUGGGCUGGACGAUGACUCGUUUGAUGAGUACGCAGCAAGCCACGGCAUCACUUUUGCACCGCGUGAUAUGACCGUCCGCCGCUUUACCCCAAAGAACAACUUCUUCGGCAUCGGUUACAAGGGCAUUUCAGCAGAGGACUUUGCGCUUGGCGGGCGGACGCAAGGCAUGGGUGGCGGCUUUGGUGUUGGCGCGUUUGAAGAGGAGGACGAAGACGUCUAUGACACGGACGAUCGGCGCCAGUACGACAGAACGGUUGGCGGUGAUGAUUCGUUUUCGUUUCCAGAGCACAAGUCGUUCCGCAGCCACCAGCUGAUGUCUGAGCAGCAGCCAGCACUCAAGUAUUAUGGCGGCCCUGACGACGCGUUUCAACGCGCAUCCCCAUUUCAACUCCACGGCUUUCGCGUCGGCACACACAAAUCAUUCAAUCCAAAGCGAUACCGGGCACCACCUGUACCCAAGACAUACGACCCAUACCACCGCAAGCGACAGCGGCAGCCCUUGCCUCCCGGCACCGCCCCACACCAACACCAACACCAACACCAGCAGCAGCAUCACCAUCACCAACAACAGCGCCACCGCAAUCUGACAGCCGGCGAUCGCGCUGCAAUCUUGGGCGAGGAGCCCUUGCGGCGCCCGCCACCAGUUGCACCACAGCAACAACAGCAAAUGCAGCAAAUGCAGCAAAUGCAGCAGCACCAGCCGGCUUCCGCUGCCGACUUGCAGUCGAGGGCGGACCAGGAGCGGCUGCAGAACCCGCUGUCAAAGCUCAUGGCAGCACGGUUCACCCUCCCGCAAGGCCCAGACAGCGGCGCGCUGACUGCCGAGGAAAAGAAGGAACAGAAACAGCGUGUGGACGACAGCGAACAGGCGGCAAAAUCUAACAUGCAUGGCCGCUUGACGCGAGAAUCGUUUGAAUGGCACCCGCACCGCAUCCUCUGCAAGCGCUUUGCUACCCAGGACCCUUAUCCUCGCUCUGGGCUCGUUGGGCUGGUGGCGGAGGAGCCGGCUGGUGGGCGGCGGCGCAAGACGCGCUGGGGUGCUGUGCCGGGGUUUGCGGGGCUGCAGGAGCCAACACCAGCCAGCCUGCGCACGGGCCCAACCGUUGACAAGACAAAGCCGCUGCCCAAGGGCGACCAGAUGGCGGAGGAACUGCUCGCUGGCGCAGCGUCACGUGGGGAUGCAAGCGUGGGUGCAGCCAAGACGUAUGGUUUGCAGCCGAAAAAGACGACCCAAGGAGGCAAAGGUGACACCGGCAGACACGAGCACAGGGACGUUGCAGAGGAAGAGGAUGAGGAGGUGGAGCCGCUGCCGGAUCGCCCGCCGAUGGAUUUGUUCAAGGCCAUCUUCAGCGGCAGCGAGAGCGAGAGCGAGGACGAAGCUGAGGGUGAGGGCGAAGAUGAAGGGAAAGCAGCAGCAUCAGCAGCAGCAGCAGCAGUAGUGCGGGAAAGGAAGCCAGGCGAAAGAGCAGGGGCAACGGAGUCGGUUGUGACGAGCAGCGAGCGCACGUCAGAAGCGCCGACGACGACGAAGAGCGGCUUGCCAGGUGGGGUUGACAAGAACCUGUUGGCACAGCAAAGAGCUGUGCCAUCGGACAGCAGCGAAUCGGACACAGAUAUCGGCCCACCUGUCCCGGCGGGCUCAUUGGGUCGCGCACCGACACAGCAGACACAGCAGCCGCAGCAGCAGCAACAGCAGCAACAGCAGCAACAACAACAGCAACAACAACAGCAGCAGCCAGGUGGACCGCCGCGACUGACGCUUGCACGAGUUCAUCCACUGGCUGCACGUGCAACACAGCAGCCACUGCCGUCGGAAUCCGUCAACUCGAUGGACCUGAUGCGACUUGAGGCGCGUAGAGAGGAGGAGGACUACGAGUGGGUUGAGGUGACCGGGGAGCAAGCGAGCAGCACGCGCAAGGGCGGCAUCCGCAGCGGCAGCAGCAGCAGCAGCCGAAAGCACAAGGAGAAGAAGCGAAAGCACAAGCACAAGCGCGACCGUAGCAAGGAGAAGAGGAAGCGCAAGGCGAAGAAGAAGGAAGAAAAGCGCAAAGAGCAGGCGAGACGCAAACAAAGCAAGAGCAAACGCAAGAAGGACAAGGCGAAGAAGAAGCGAAGCCGGCGCCUCUCCACGUCGUCGUCGUCGUCGUCAUCUUCAUCAUCUGGGCUGUCGUCUUCAGAUUGGUCCACCAGCAGUGACAGCGAGUGAAGCUGUAUGAUAACAUGGAGAAAAGGACAGAGAGGGAUGGUGAGUGGAGGAGUGGGGGCAGCACAAGUCGUUGGCGGGCGAUGGUUCGCGAUAUCACUGCAUAAACGGUUAUCUACUGAA